UGUUCCUCUGACUAAUCCACUCACCCUCACACACACACACACACACACACACAGCCACGUGCUCCUGCUCUAUCAUACACCACCAAUCAUUUCAUUACUGCAGAAUGAACAUUGUGAGGAACGCUUCGCCUCAUGCGGGACGUUUACAGAGAUCUGGACUGUGGAGGAUUCCUCUGCUUCAUCCUGUGUGUCUGUUUACUUUUUCCUACUGAAGUGGAUUCUUCCUGUAACCGGACACGUGAUGGAGGACGGACGGAAAGACCAGGCUGUGGUGAUAGCAGAUGAUUGGCCAGGUUAUGAAUUAGAGCUGUUCAUGUAUCCGGAGCAUUACCGUGAUGAUGUGGAGAGUGUGUACAUCCCACAUGGCGUCAUCAUGAACAGGAUCGAGUGUUUAGCCAGAGAUAUCCUGGAGGACAUGGGGCAUGAUAACCUGAUGGUUCUGUGUGUUCUGAAAGGAGGCUAUAAGUUCUGCGCUGACCUGGUGGAAUCUGUUAAAGCCCAAAGCCAGAGCUCUGAUCGCCCCAUCACCACCCGCGUGGAGUUCAUCCGCCUCAAGAGCUACCUGAACGACCGCUCCACUGAAGACCUGCACAUCAUCGGCCCUGAGGAUCUCUCCAUGCUGAAAGGAAAAAAUGUCCUGAUUGUUGAGGCGAUAGUGGACACGGGGAAGACCAUGAAGAUGCUCCUGAAGCAUGUGGAGAAGUUCCAGCCCAAGACUGUCAAAGUGGCCGGCUUGCUGGUAAAGCGGAUUCCCGGCGGAGCUACAAAGCUUCCAGACUAUGUUGGAUUUGUCAUCCCUGAUCGCUUCGUUGUUGGUUACGCUCUGGACUACAACGAAUACUUCCGAGACCUGAACCACAUCUGUGUGAUCAGUGAAAGGGGGAAGCUGAAGUAUAAGUUGUGAGAAACAGGCAUUUUACCAGGGUUUGUUCUUGUCUCACAUUGAUAUAGCACUUCAAACUAACAAAAGCUCAUUGUGGCGUAUCUGUCAUGAGGUUUUUGUAAUUUUGUGAAAAGGUAAAUUCACUGUGGACUGUAUUCAGAGUCGACCUAUGUGCAUAUAGUGGGGAUUUAAUACUGAAAUGACACACACUGUUACUCAGUUUUCAGAUGUAACUACAGACUUAAGUGCGAUUCAGAGGUUGCGUGAAAGUUAUGCAUGCAGAGGGCGGAGUUUGUCUAAAUCGGAGGCGUGUCUCAGUUUCAUGUGAUUCUGAUCUUGAACUUAAGAGCUUUUUUUCUUCCAUGAUAUCAUCCCGAGUGAGGAGCAGGUGUAAGUCCAGCGCCACUAUCUGAUAGUUUGAUGUAACUACAAUAUGUCACGCUGAAAAGUAUGAUUUGGCUGUAAAUACACUCAAAAACAAAAUUUUAAUUUUUAAUUUUAUAUUAAAAAUUAAAGUCACAUAGCUCAUAUCAGUGGAGACAGAUCUGAAUCAGACACCCUGUUUAUCCUGAGCACUGAAUUAUUUAUGGAUAAAAUUAUGAACAACACUUAAAGUGAGUUGUGAGUGCAGCAGAAGAGUCAGCUUAUCCUUCAAACCCAUGGCACAUUAUUUUUAAGAAAAGUGCAUCAAAUUAAUACAAGGAACUUUCCCCACAAAAAUACUGACUUCACUUUUGAACUUACAUCACUGACUCCUGAAUACAGCCCAGGAUUUUGCAUUUUGGUGGUUUUAUUAAGUUUUAUAUCAUUUAUAAUAUUUCUUGUCAGGUUUUGCUGUGAAUGAUUUAAUGUCAUAUUAAUAGAAUAAUAAUGAUACAGCAAAAUAAAAAAAGAUGGCCAAACAUUCAAACACUUCUCUGUGAAGGAGCCUUUAUUUGGGAUUCUUAUCAUACUGGACCUCGUAAAAUGCUGAUUUAUUGUUGUUAUUACCGAGAGUUCUGUGGAAAUUUAUUGCCAAAACACAAGGCUAUGAGAUAAAGUGAUAAAUACAGUCAGGGCUGAUGUGGCCCUCAGAAACUUCCUUCAAAUAUCUGGUUGUCUGCUUAACUUCAGCUCUAUUAUAAACAAUCGGAUUAAAUAGCCUGUCUUUUCCUUGAAAGUAAAGAUGAGGAAAUAUAAUUUUGCCAAGAUCAGUGCUGAAGAACAUCAAAUCAACUUUCAUUAAAUAUCUACAGUGCCUUGCAAAAGUAUUCACCCCCCUUUGCCUUUUUCCUAUUUUGUUGCAUUACAGCCUGGAAUUUAAAGGCUUUUCAUUUGGCUUUUAUGUAGUGGAUCUAUGCAAAAUACUCCAAGUUGAUGAAGUGAAAUGAAAUAAAAAAACUCCUUUCAAAAAAAUUUUGAAAAUAAAAAACUGAAAAUUGGUGUGUGCAUUUGUAUUCACCCCUUUUGCUAUGAAGCUCCUAAAUAAGUUCUGGUGCUACCAGUUAAUUCAAGAAGUCACAUAAUUAGUUAAAUUAAGUCCACCUGUCUGCAGUCUAAGUGUCACAUCAUCUCAGCUUACAUAUAUACCUGCUCUGAAAAGCCCCAGAGUCUGCAACACCGCUGAGCAAAAGGCAACAUCAAGCAAGCAGCACGAUGAAGACCACAGAGCUCUCCAAACAGGUCAUGGCCAAAAUUUUGGAGAAGUAUAAAUCAGGGUUGGGUUACAAAAAAAAUAUCCAAAACUUUGAAUAUCCCACAAAGCACCAAUAAAUCCACCAUAGCAAAGUGGAAGAAAUAUGGCACCACAGUAAACUUGCCAAGAGAGGUCCGCCCACCAAAACUCACAGACCGAGCAAGGAUAGCAUUAAUUCGAGAAGCAUCCAAAAGACCAACAAUAACCCUGAGGGAGCUGGAGAGCUUCACAGCAAAGACUGGAGUGUCUGUCCAUAGGACCACUGUUAGCCAUACACUCCACAGAGCUGGGCUUUAUGGAAGAGUGGCCAGAAGAAAGCCCUUGCUUAAAGAAAAAAAACAAGAAAGAACGUCUUGAGUUUGCCAAAAGACACAUAGGAGACUCCGCAAAUGUCUGGAAGAAGGUACUGCGGUCAGAUGAGACUAAAACUGAACUUUUUUGGUCAUUAAAGAAAACGCUAUGUCUGGCGCAAACCCAACACCUCUCAUCACCCCCAGAACACCAUCCCCACAAUGAAGCAUGGUGGUGGCAGGAUCAUGCUGUGGGGGUGUUUUUCAUCAGCAGGUACUGGGAAACUGGUCGGAAUUGAAAGAGUGAUGGUGGUGCUAAAUACAGGGCAAUUCUUGAAGAAAACCUGUUUCAGUCUGCCCAAGAGAUGAGACUGGGAAGGAGGUUCACCUUCCAGCAGGACAAUGACCCUAAACACACUGCUAAAGCAACACUCAGUUGGUUUAGGGAGAAACAAUUAAAUGUGUUGGGAUGGCCCAGUCAAAGCCCAGGUCUCAAUCCAAUAGAGAAUCUGUGGUCUGACUUAAAGACUGCUGUACACCAGCGGAACCCAUCCAAAUUAAAGGAGUUGGAGUGGUUUUGCCUGGAAGAAUGGGCAAAACUCCCAGUGGCUAGAUGUGCUAAGCUCAUAGACAUACCCAAAGAGACUUGCAGCUGUAAUUGCUGCAAAAAGUGGCUCUACAAGGUAUUAACUUUGAGGGGGUGAAUAGUUAUGCCCACUCAAGUUUUCUGUUGUUUUGGUCUUAUUUUUUGUUUGCUUCACAAUAAAAAAUAUUUUGCAUCUCAGAAAUUGUAAGCAUGUUGUGUAAAUCAAAUGUAAAUCCUUUGAAAAUCAAUCCAUUUAAAUUCCAGAUUGUAAUGCAACAAAAUAGGAAAAAGGCAAAGGGGGUGAAAUAUAUAUAAAUAGCCAGAACAACUAAUUAUAACCACAUUAUAAAGGUUUUAAGGUGUUUGGGGAAUAGAAAUGUGUCUGGGAUAGACAACAAGCCUGUGUGUGGUAUUAGCUUAGAAGAUAAAGAUCUGUACUACUGACCAGGAUGUUGUAAGAUCUAAUUCCUUUCCUGCUAUGCUUUUGAUUCAUGGCCUAAUGGUUCUGAGCUUGGCCAGAUCUAAUGUUUGGCUGAGAGAGUUUCUCGCACAUACAGAAAACAUUCCAUGACUCAGCCUGGGUGUGAGAAUAGCAGAACCAUCAGAAGUCACCAUCUGUCAUGGGGUUGGGACUGGAGAAUGCUGUAGGUACGCAAUCAAGACCUUCAGAUCCAUCACUGAGGCUGCUUUCACAGGCUUUUGGAUGAGAACACACUUCUUCUUUUUCACAAACGUUUCCUGUGUACCAAAUAUGAGAACUGAAAAUUGAAUUAUGUUUGUAAAACAUGCGUCGAAUCACCUGGAAAUUACAGCAUAUUAGAAGACAAGGGCAAGUGUCCAUCCUUAAAAUAAAUUGAAGA
Molecule: messenger RNA, 4294 nt
Organism: Pangasianodon hypophthalmus (striped catfish)
Lineage: Eukaryota; Metazoa; Chordata; Actinopteri; Siluriformes; Pangasiidae
Gene: prtfdc1a
Product: phosphoribosyl transferase domain containing 1a
Exons: 9
Coding region: 242-904 (220 amino acids)
Biological process (GO): hypoxanthine metabolic process; purine ribonucleoside salvage; GMP salvage
Molecular function (GO): hypoxanthine phosphoribosyltransferase activity; magnesium ion binding
Source: RefSeq, a predicted model, not a curated record